This is a messenger RNA of Falco peregrinus (peregrine falcon), 1665 nucleotides long. RefSeq names its product RWD domain containing 2A (gene RWDD2A). NCBI's taxonomy places the organism in Eukaryota, Metazoa, Chordata, Aves, Falconiformes, Falconidae. The record is from RefSeq and is a predicted model, not a curated record. The transcript is spliced from 2 exons. Gene Ontology annotation, molecular function: protein binding. Bases 116 to 811 code for a protein of 231 amino acids.
AGGCAAAGGUGAGACCUUCCGCGUAGAUGUGCUCAUGUAUGUUUUCGUUACGGCUUGCGCGCACACUUAAAAACUCUGCCCCAAAAAAAGGAAGAAACCACCAAAUUUCUGUUGGAUGUUUCAAAAGCUGACAGUAAAAGUGGAUUUGCAAGUACAGCUGCCUCAUAUGUAUCCACAUGUAGCUCCUCAGCUUUUUGCAAGAUCAGACGCACUGCACAGACAGCAACAGUCGCAGCUCAACACUCGUCUCGCUUCUCACAUCAGCUCUUUGGAUUCAGGUGAGCUGCAUAUAUAUGAAGCUGUGCAAUGGGUUAAAGACAACAGCCUGCCUUACCUGGAAAACAGUAAGAUCUCUUCCGAAAGCGCUUCAAAAGAAGUCGUAGUUAAAGGAACAUUGCAUCGCAUGUGGAUCUACAGCCAUCAUAUAUAUAGGCAGGAACUGAGGAAAAAGAUUUUUGACUGUGCAAAGACGUUAAAUCUGACAGGCUUCUGCCUAACAGGGAAACCUGGCGUCAUCUGUGUGGAGGGGCUCCAGGAAAACUGUGAAGAGUUCUGGCGUGUUAUUAGGUAUCCCAACUGGAAGCAUAUUUCGUGCAAGCAUGUGGAGAAUAUAGAAACAGAGGGCAGCAUUGAUAAUCUUCGUCUCUUUCAUGCUUUUGAAGACCUACAGUUUCAGGCACAUGGUGAUUAUGGCCUGAGGAAUGACUAUCACAUGGAUCUUGGCCAGUUCUUAGAAUUCCUGAAACAACAUCAGAGCGGACACAUUUUUCAGAUUUUAUUCGGUGUCGAAGGCAAACUUUCAGACAAGUAAGAAACUGUGUAAGGAGUUUUGGACAGCAGGAGGUGAUGCUAACAUUGAAAUAUUGCGCCUUAUAGCUACUGUGAAAAGGGAAACUGUUUAACAUGUGAGAAGAAAAGUUCAAGUAGUUAAUCUUAGCUUCUGUUCUGAAUUGCCACAUUUUUGAGAGAUAUUUACUUUCUGAGACCCUAAAAUUGGCAUUUGUCACUAUGAGCCACGGCUCCAAGUGCUUGCAAGGUGAUAAACAUCCCACACAUAUGCUGAAUUACACACUUCUGUCUCCUUACCUGUUCCGUGCUGUGCAGACCUGUAAGUUAACUUCUGCGUACAGCUGUGGGAUACCAAAGUGGCUGCAGUCACAGAUUAACAUGGUUUCCAAUACAGAAGCACACCCAGCUCAGGGAAAUCUCACUGCUACAUUCAUGCAGUGUCUUUUACUGCUUCACAAAGCAUCUGCUCUCACUUCAUUCAAGUAAUCCAUGAAAUGCAAAGGCUUGUGUCCAACCACAGGGCCAAGCUUUGCUUUUAAAUAAAGGGUGGGGGGAAACAGAAAGAAGCCCACGUCACCGCAUCCCUUGCAUGCUUUGGGUAAAUUCUAUCACCAAUACCACCAUUUUCACAGUCCUCUUUCCUGUGAUCUGAUUAUGGUUUGGUUAUGUUAAUAGUAGUUUUUCAGCUGCUCAGCUCAUGGAAUUUUAUAUUUACAUUGUUAGGCCAAACACCUUGGAAAUGAAAAUGUGUAGGAUGAGACAAAGUUUAGUGUUUCCUCUGUUUUCCCCCUACAUUACAAAAGGAAAUAUAUGUACAAUAUAGGAAAAUGAAAAUAUAGAUACAUUAUGCAUUAAAUAAAAAUACACAUAACUUUA